GCUACCAUGCAUUCUAAAACCUGUUCUGGCCUCGGUUUAGGUGCCACAAAAACUCUAGUAUCAUCGUUGUUAAUUUCUUUAGUUCACAUACACUAACUUUACGUAGAGGAAGCAAUGCCACUUUUAUUAAUACACAUACUAACUUUGGUAAGAGCAAGCAAUGUUAAUAUGCAUAUCACUUGUCUGCAUACCUGUGGUAGAGCUGAUCUUCCAAGUAUAGACAACAGAAUCAUUUCUCCUCCCAAGCAUAUGUUAUCGGCUCCAGUAUGGCCAGCAACACAGCCAAGACCAUGCAACUCCUUCAUUUGGGGAGCAUGCUCAAUUUGUUUCCCGUGCUGCUCCUCAUCUCCUUCGGCUUUGUACUAGGCAAGAUUGGCAGCGCAACCUUCUCUCCAGAAUCCUACCUCCCUAAUUUCCGAGCACUGUCGCCAACCCCAGCAUCGAAAAAAGCAUGUGUCAAGCUGCCGACGUUUAUGGAGUCUGGGCGCUUGACGGCGAGCAGUGGUGGUCCGAUGCACAACAUGACUGACGAGGAGCUCCUGUGGAGGGCGUCCAUGGAGCCUAGGCGGUCCACCCAGGUGUCGACCGUGCCCAAGGUCGCCUUCCUCUUCCUGGUGCAAGGGGCCCUGCCAUUGUGGCCGUUGUGGGAGAUAUUCUUCAACGGACAGGAUAAAGAGCUGUAUUCCAUCUACGUGCACGCAAGUCCCGGCUACACCGACUUGGCCCCAAAGGAGUCCGUCUUCUACGGCCGCCUGAUACCAAGCCAGGGCACGAAAUGGGGCGACAUGAACCUGGUGGACGCGGAGCGGCGACUCCUGGCGACGGCGCUGUUGGACCUUGGGAACGCGCGGUUCGCACUCUUCUCGGAGUCGUGCAUCCCGCUCCUGGGCUUCCCAGCCGUAUACGCCCACCUCACUGGCGGCUCCAACACCAAUGUUAUCUUCGUCGACAGCUACCCCAUCAAAGAGCGACAUGACCCCUUCUUCGCCGACCGCAACAUCAGCCUCGCGCAGUGGCGCAAGGGGUCCCAGUGGUUCGAGAUGGACCGGACCACCGCUGUUGAGGUCGUUGCCGAGGAACGGUGGUACGCCGUGUUCCGGGGAGACCACGGCAUGCUGAACAUGGAGGAGCACUACUUACCGACGCUGGUGACCCUGUUGCGCUGGGGUGCGCGGUGCAAGAACCGGACGCUCACGUACGUGGACUGGAGCACCCGGCGCGAGCACCCCAGAAGCUUCCCAGAGAAGGACAUCACGGCUGAGCUGCUCGAGGGGAUGAGACAAGGGGAUGGCAAGUGCGGGUACAAGUACCAUGGCGACGAUGACGGUGCCAGCGAGGUGGAGUUCUGCCACCUGUUCGCGCGUAAGUUCUCAAAGGACGCCCUGACAAAGCUGAUCCAGCUCGCGCCUGAGCUUUGGCUGGUCUGAUCCAGAUGCAUAUAGUACUCGCGCGUCCCUCCUGUUAGGCACAUAAAAGGUAUGAUUUGGGUGUCCAAGCUGAUGGCAAUGCUCAAUAGAAGCAUUUUACCAUAUAACAAACUUCAAUUAUUUGAAAGAAAAUGUACCGGCCAAAGUGCAGAUGACAUGACAAUCCCUAAACUAUU
Molecule: messenger RNA, 1603 nt
Organism: Lolium rigidum
Lineage: Eukaryota; Viridiplantae; Streptophyta; Magnoliopsida; Poales; Poaceae
Product: glycosyltransferase BC10-like
Exons: 2
Coding region: 267-1427 (386 amino acids)
Cellular component (GO): membrane
Molecular function (GO): glycosyltransferase activity
Source: RefSeq, a predicted model, not a curated record